Molecule: messenger RNA, 1587 nt
Organism: Corticium candelabrum
Lineage: Eukaryota; Metazoa; Porifera; Homoscleromorpha; Homosclerophorida; Plakinidae
Product: rho GTPase-activating protein 19-like
Exons: 9
Coding region: 37-1320 (427 amino acids)
Biological process (GO): signal transduction; regulation of small GTPase mediated signal transduction
Cellular component (GO): cytoplasm
Molecular function (GO): GTPase activator activity
Source: RefSeq, a predicted model, not a curated record
UCAAAACGACGACUUCGGACGAAAUUCUCAAGGAAGAUGAACACGUCGUGCGGCAGUAUCGCCUCCAUGUCAACUGUCUCGUCGAUGGGCACGUCGAUUGGUCAAAGCGGGACCCCCUUCACUCCCGACUUGUUGGACGGUGUCGAUCACGAGACGUUUACGGCCUACUGCUGCAGUCUGUUGUCGCGUCAUUUAGAUCUCUGCGACGACAAGCUACAGCAGUUGCUGGAUGAGGGUAAAGAGCACGUGUCGAAGAACGCGGCGACAAGUUUGAGGAAACACUCUUGGGGAUCUAUUUUCUCGAGGAAGAAUUCGCAGUCAUCUGGUGCACCUUCCAGCUCACAGAAGUUGUUUGGAGCUCCGCUUCCAGAGCCGAACGGUCCUACCAAGAUCCUUCAACUUAUUGAGUCACUCAAGAAACAUGUGUGUGUGGACGGAUUAUUUCGAGUGUCAGGGAGUAAACGUCGUACCGAUGCAUUGAAAGUGCUUCUGUCUGAGUCUGGAUCACAUCCUGUGCAUCUGCUUGAUCUCUCCGCUGUGGAGUCGGAGUACAAUCCUCACGAUGUGGCGUCUGUGGUGAAGUGCUACUUUGCUGAACUGCCGGAUUCAAUUCUUUUAUCGAAGCAUUUUCUGGCUUACGAGCAAAUCAAUGAUUUGAGUGAUGCAGCUAAAACGGAAGUAAUACAGCUUCUACUCUUGCUGCUGCCUCCUGUCAAUCGUCUGACUCUCGUCUCUCUCUUUCAACUACUUGGUCUCAUCGUCGAUCAUCAACAAGAAAACAGGAUGGGCUCUCACAAUCUGGCAGUCGUAUUGACGCCGAAUUUAUGUGGUCACAGCAAGGGAUGUUCGUCUUGUCAGUCGGCCAUUACUGUUAGUCAUAUGACUCCAGCAGUUCAACAUAUGAUUGAGCAUUUUGAAGAGAUCUUUCAGAUACCCAGUGAACUUCUAAUACAACUGAGAAUUCAGUCGACACGGAAAGCCAACGGUCAAGAUGACGAGAUACCAGUCAUGACAUCUAGUUACUGCAAGCAAGUGUCAAUGGACGAGUAUGAACAGAGAACGAAACAGACAACACAGAUGGCGUUAGCUGCACUUUAUCACAAAAUUCAGGAUAUGCCCGAUGGCAAGUCAAAGCAACAUUUUACAAAACGCCUCAACGUCGGUAUGCCAGGCACGCCUCCAUUUUUACCACAUGCUAGACAUCGUCGCCCACUAGAAGAGUACAAUCGUGACAUUGUUCCACUCAAGUGGUCACAUGUGAAAGAAGCUCCCACAUCAUCAGAUAUUGAGCAAAUGGACGUGUCGAUGUCACUUGUAUGAUUUUAUCACACACUUUUCUGCAAUGUUGUAAGCCUUUCCCAGUGCAGAGUUUUUCCUGGCCGUAGGUAGUUCCCCUACUACAAUGUAAUUAGUUAUACACUGUAUGUAUCACAGAUGCCACUACAUGCAUGUUAGUGCAUCACAUGUCGGACAGUGAAGAUUUUAUACUUGACAAAGAGUACGUCUUAAGAUCAGAUCUUGUUCGGAGCAGUUGAAUCGUGGUGUAGACAUUUUACACGUGGGAGUCUAUAUAUUCAAUUUAAAUGU